Molecule: messenger RNA, 2908 nt
Organism: Linepithema humile (Argentine ant)
Lineage: Eukaryota; Metazoa; Arthropoda; Insecta; Hymenoptera; Formicidae
Source: RefSeq, a predicted model, not a curated record
UCCUUCGUACUUGCUUUUGCGAUAUACACAAGUUACGCAAUUGUCGAUUUCUAUAUUUUUUUCGAUACAAUAAUUGUACUUUGUGACGAAUUUGCGUUGAAUUGUUGGGUACGUUCGCACGUAACAAUAAUUCAAGAGACGCGAUGGAGCCAUUAUUCGAACUGUCCAAAUUAAGCUUGAACGACUUGAAUGCUUUGCUGCCGCGUAUGAAGAAUAGGUUAAUGUCGGGAACGGAAAACACGCAGGUUGGCGUUGUAGAACAGAUGAUAAUGUUCUUGAAAAAUGUGACCAAAUAUGAAAAAGGUAUCGCAGUUAGAAGACUUGUAAAGUUGGACAUGAUAUCUACAAUAUGCAACGUCAUGCAAACAUCGAACGAAGAUUUCGUAAACGUCGUUCUCGAAUGUUUCGAUCUUAUAAGCUCUUAUAAAGAAUUCUAUGAUAAUCACGCGGCUAUGGAUGCCACAGAGUCGAUGAUAAAACUCAGUUAUCUCAUCAGCAAAUCUCGCAAAGAUUCGACACAAUUUGAGAAGCUUCUACACAGUAUUUGCAACAUACUUGUUAGAUCAUCCAAAUUAGCUGUGAAUCUCGAUAUCGUCUGCGUACCGAAGCAGAUUUUAUUUUUUCUUAAACAUCUGGAUAUUCAAGAUUUGCAAAAAGUAAAGCUAAAAUUUGCAGCGGUCACGAUUUUAAAUGUUAUCUUGCAGCAGAUAGUUUUUGAUGAAACCAUCGAUAUAGAAAUGUCUAUUGAUAUUUGUCGCGAUGCAUUAAAGUUGAUGACAGACAUUGUCAAAUACGGCGACGAGGAAGAUACGAUUUUACGCGCUGCUGCUUUAUUAUGCGGCGUGUGCGCUGGUGCUUCUCGGAUCUGUAACAUCGAAGAAAAUCUCGAAGAAAAUCAGAUUGGCGUCGAUCUUAACAUUUGUCAAAAGAAAGACGACUUGUCAAGAUGCAUUUACAACACAAUGAUGAAUAUAAUUAUUCCAUAUGUUAAAGACACAGACAUGUCUCACAUAGACUCGAUCGAGUUUCAGAAAAACUUUGUCUUUUGUUUAAAUAAUCUGUAUCAGCUGAAAAACUGUAACGAAGACAAUUUGUCAAAUCACUUGACUGCCAAUGGUUAUCUCAAGUACUUUUUAUACUUGACUGCUCAAUUUUCGGAAAAUUUACGAAGAAGCAUUUGCACGCUGUUAUCACGGAUUUUGAGUGUUCUCGGUAAAACAGCGUUUUCGGAAAGCACAAUUUCGUUUGCAAAUAAUUUGUGUCAAGGUUUCCUUGAGUUGCCGAAAGACUCAAAGCAAUGGAAGAUCGUUAUAGCGCGUAAUGGAAAAGAUGGAACAUCUCUUAUGAUAUUGCUAUAUUAUCACUUUCACGGCACUCAAGAAAACGACAUGGUAUCUUUGGAGUCAUUAAUCGCUAGAAUCAUGCUGUUUGAAAAAUUUGUGCAAAUUUCAGACUCGAUUUUGAAACCUUUAUGGUUCUUGUUUGCUGUCACAUCUGUCUCACAGCCGCAUCCUAAUUUGAUACGUGAUUAUGAAAACGCGGUUAAGCGAUUAACGUUCAUUCUGCAAAGCUCAGGGAUCAGCAAAUUUUACACUCAUCACAUCGAUUUGUUGCACUAUUGUCUUAAAUGUCCAGCUAUUUCGAAUAGCCUAAUAACUCAAGUUUUAGAUUUGUGGCUGAGAGAAUCUGACGGUGACGUCAGGCCGUUAUUAUCAUUCAAUUGCGAUAGAGUGAUUCGCCGAUUAUUGGUUGUGGUGCAAAUCGGUUAUCCUAAAAGCAUUAUUAACUUAGCUCUGAAAGGGCUUCAUCAUGUAAUUCAAAUUAAAGAUGAUAAAUACAUGAAUCAAAUCGUGGAAAUUGUGUGGCACAUGCUGCCUAACAUACUUUCAUCAUAUCAGAGAAAUACUGUCUCACAUAUAGAGGCGGUUCUGGAAUUAGCUAAUAUCAUCCGACCAAUACCGAUACCGAUACAUCUCAUAAUGCGUAGCGCUGAUAGUAUUAUCAAUAUCAUAUUAAAGAAGAACAUCGAUUCGAAGCUAAUGACUUCGCUUGUAACGCAAGCGUACAUUGUGCUAGUUAUCUCAACGUCACGCAAGUCAUUUCAAGUGCUCCUAAAGUAUAUACAGCAAUCUGCACUGCUAAUAAAAUUGUACAUUCAUGGAUUUUCUAAACAAAGGUCGCAAUUGUCUGCGAUUAGCGUAAAGCUCCUUGCGUUCAUCGUUCACUGCCAACAAAAAUUUUCUGUAAAGUGUACACAGCCAUUAACAGUAGACAUAAAAAACUUGUUUGAGCUAUUAAUCUACGCAAGAAAAUCACCACUCUGUGUAAUGAAUGGAAUACAACUUAUAUGCGAACUUCUAACGCAAAAUAUUGAUGGAUCGGCCAUCGUUUUGCGAACGAUCGCAAUUAAUAGUGACGUGCAAUUCUUUAUCGAUCUUUAUGAACUUCUCCAUAUUAUUCACAAUGAGGGAUAUCUGACGCAGAAAGAUAUGGCGUUCCAAUGUCUAAUAGCGCUAUUGCAUUUCGCAAAAAAUAAAAUAAUCACAUCACUGCCCCUUCUUCCCCAUUUGUGCACUGUAUGGAGCAAUUACGAUCUUAUUUCCCACGUCGUAAAUAUGCGAUAUAUAUCGUGCCACUUUGUCGAGUUCGUCACUGUGUGGCUUCAUUAUCGCAAAGCAACUUGUAACGAUGUACCGUGGAACCCCAGAUCGCUGUUCAAGUCACCCUUUGACGAAGUUUUAGAUCACCUUAAGGAAUACUCCGUCAUCAUUAAUAACAAAGGGCUGGAAGAUACCUACCUGCAUCUGCAACGUGCGCUGUCACAAUUCGAGUGAACAAUAACAACCUUGUAGAUUAUAUCACGUUAUAUCACAGUACAAGUAGUUUAUAUUAGGAAAAAAAUUUUUUG